AUGAAUGGCACUGAUAUGGAGGAAAUACCGUUUCAGAAAGUCAAAACCAGAAGGAAGAAGUGCCGCUGCUCCCCCGCCCCCCCUCUGGAUGCCAUCGCAUGCGAAGACGAGUUCGACUGCAAGGAGCUAGAGUCCCUCUUCCAGAACUACAACCUGAAGCUGGAGCAGACCUCGACCUUGAAGGCUCUGGCUGUCUUAAUUAUCAUGACGGCGACGCUGGCGCUGGUGGAGCUCCUGUCUGGCCCCAGCCUCAGCAUCUCCAAAGCCUCGCACCCCGUGCACUGCAUCAUUUUCAUGUCCCUCUUCAUUGUGACCAAUGUGAAAUACCUGCAGGUAACGCAGCUGCAGCAGAUCGUCAAGCUCACCUUGCUCUUCAGCUUCACCUUCUCCUUCCUGUGCUGCCCCUUCUCCCUGGGAGCUUAUGGCUUGGAGCCCCCUACUUCGUCGGAUCAAGGGAUGUGGCAGCUCAUGCUGGUGACGUUUGUGUCCUAUGCCCUGCUGCCCGUGAGGACCCUGCUGGCCAUCGUGUUUGGGUUCAUGGUGUCUGUAUGUCACAUCAUUGUCACAGCCACAUCUGUCAGUGUGAAAAGGCACAAGGUCUGGAGAACGCUUGUGGCCAAUACUAUUCUUUUUGUCAGUGUAAAUUUGUCUGGGGUCUUCGUGCGGAUUUUGACAGAAAGGGCCCAGAGAAAGGCUUUUCUUCAGGCAAGAAACUGCAUAGAGGACAGGCUCAGGCUGGAAGAUGAAAAUGAAAAACAGGAGCGUCUUUUAAUGAGUCUUUUACCUAGAAAUGUUGCUAUGGAAAUGAAGGAAGAUUUUCUGAAGCCACCUGACAGAAUUUUCCAUAAGAUUUAUAUUCAAAGACAUGACAAUGUUAGCAUUUUGUUUGCAGAUAUUGUUGGCUUCACAAGUUUGGCUUCCCAGUGCACAGCUCAAGAACUGGUCAAGCUUUUAAAUGAACUGUUUGGAAAGUUUGAUGAAUUGGCAACAGAAAACCACUGCAGAAGAAUAAAGAUUCUUGGAGAUUGUUAUUACUGUGUUUCUGGACUAACACAGCCAAAAACUGACCAUGCACAUUGCUGCGUUGAAAUGGGAUUGGAUAUGAUUGACACAAUUACAUCUGUAGCUGAAGCGACUGAAGUGGAUCUCAAUAUGAGAGUAGGAUUGCACACCGGUCGUGUUCUGUGUGGUGUUCUCGGUCUUCGUAAAUGGCAGUAUGAUGUUUGGUCUAAUGAUGUUACGCUCGCCAAUGUAAUGGAAGCUGGUGGAUUGCCAGGGAAAGUUCAUAUAACAAAGACUACCUUAGAGUGCCUAAAUGGGGAUUAUGAAGUUGAACCUGGUUAUGGCUAUGAAAGAAAUAGUUUUUUGAAAAAGCAUAAUAUUGAAACAUUUUUCAUCGUGCCAUCACAUCGAAAAAAGAUAUUUCCUGGAUUGAUUCUGUCUGAUAUAAAGCCAGCCAAAAGGAUGAAAUUCAAGACUGUUUGCUAUCUCCUAGUUCAGCUCAUGCACUGUCGUAAGAUGUUCAAGGCGGAAAUCCCUUUUUCCAAUGUAAUGACUUGUGAGGAUGAUGAUAAGAGGAGAGCUUUACGAACAGCCUCCGAAAAACUCAGGAACCGUUCUUCAUUUUCCACAAAUGUCAUACACAAUACUCCAGGAACUCGUGUGAAUCGUUAUAUUAGUCGUUUGAUUGAAGCUCGACAGACUGAUUCUGAGAUGUCAGAUUUGAAUUUUAUAAGUUUAAAAUACAAGCAGGCAGAACGUGAACAGAAGUAUCACCAGCUUCAUGAUGAAUAUUUUACCAGUGCAGUCGUUCUUUCAUUAAUUUUAGCUGCCUUAUUUGGUCUUGUCUACCUUUUGAUAAUCCCACAAAGCACUAUUGUCCUUGUCCUCCUGGUGCUCUGCAUAUGCUUCCUGGUGGCUUGUAUUAUGUACUUACAUGUCACACGAGUGCAGUGCUUUCCAGGGUGCCUAACUAUACAAAUACGAACCAUUUUAUGUAUUUUCAUAGUAAUAUUAAUAUACUCUGUGGCACAAGGAUGUGUGGUUGGAUGCAUGCCUUGGUCAUGGAGUGCUAACUCCAGCAGCUCCAUUAUGAUUAUUUCUCCAAAUGGAGAAAAUAAAACUAUGGAGGAACGCCCAUGUGACACGGCUCACUAUGCUUUUUUAUCAUGUGUUGUGGGCACUCUAACCUUGGCAAUUUUUUUACGCAUUUCUUCAUUGCCAAAAAUGAUUUUACUUCUUUUUGUUACUGUUUUAUACAUUGUAAUUUUGGAACUCAGCGGAUACAGAAAAGCAUCAGGGCGGGGAUCAUUUUAUAUGCGAGGUUAUGAACCUAUUCUAGCCAUUUUGCUGUUUUGCUGUGCUUUAGCACUUCAUUCUAGACAGGUGGACUUAAAAUUACGCUUGGACUACCUCUGGGCUGUGCAGGCAGAAGAGGAGAGAGAUGACAUGGAGAGAGUCAAGUUAGACAACAAGAGGAUUCUCUUCAAUCUCCUGCCAGCACAUGUUGCACAGCAUUUUCUUAUGUCUAAUCCAAGAAAUAUGGAUCUUUAUUACCAGUCUUAUUCCCAAGUUGGUGUUAUGUUUGCUUCCAUUCCAAACUUUAAUGAUUUUUACAUUGAACUUGAUGGCAAUAAUAUGGGAGUGGAAUGUUUACGACUUUUAAAUGAAAUAAUCGCUGACUUUGAUGAGCUCAUGGAAAAGGAGUGCUACAGAGACAUUGAAAAAAUCAAGACAAUUGGAAGUACAUAUAUGGCAGCUGUUGGACUGGUUCCAACAACAGGAACUAAGGCAAAAAAAUCUAUUUAUUCUCAUCUAAGCACACUCGCAGAUUUUACUAUUGAGAUGUUCGAUGUCAUUGAUGAGAUCAACUAUCAGUCUUACAAUGAUUUUGUUCUGAGAGUGGGUAUCAAUGUUGGCCCUGUAGUUGCAGGUGUCAUUGGUGCCCGGCGGCCUCAAUAUGAUAUUUGGGGCAAUACAGUAAAUGUUGCUAGUAGAAUGGACAGCACAGGGGUACAAGGGAAAAUCCAGGUAACUGAAGAUGUUCAUCGGAUUUUAAAGAGUUGCAAUUAUGAAUUUGUUUGCCGGGGAAAAGUCAGUGUUAAAGGCAAAGGAGAAAUGUUAACGUAUUUCCUUGAAGGAAAAGUUGAUGGAACAAAUGCACAAACUCGAUCUUUAAACUUAGAAAGGAAAAUGUACCCUUAUGGUAGAACAAACGUUCAAACGAAGCUGGGUACUAGCUGUCCAUCAGUGUCAUCUUCAGCAAAUUUUGUAGUAAGCCCUACAAUGGGCUCACUUCAACCUACAACAUCUCAUGCAAAUCAAACUCUACAUUACCUUCCUUCUGUGCCUGCAAUUGAAGAGGCAUGAAACAAAAAAUACUUGUUUGCGCCAUCUACAGUAAGCUUAAUGCAAUUGCCUGUUCUUGUAAGGGUUCAAGAGAUGUCGCAAAACCAAGGAUAAAUAACCCAACCAAA
Bufo gargarizans (Asiatic toad) is the source of this 3476-nucleotide messenger RNA. It is a transcript of the gene ADCY1, whose product is annotated as adenylate cyclase 1. Gene Ontology annotation, cellular component: plasma membrane. The record is from RefSeq and is a predicted model, not a curated record. Gene Ontology annotation, molecular function: adenylate cyclase activity. NCBI's taxonomy places the organism in Eukaryota, Metazoa, Chordata, Amphibia, Anura, Bufonidae. The transcript is spliced from 20 exons. Gene Ontology annotation, biological process: intracellular signal transduction; adenylate cyclase-activating G protein-coupled receptor signaling pathway; cAMP biosynthetic process. Bases 1 to 3369 code for a protein of 1122 amino acids.